GAACGAAUGAAUGAACGAAUGAACGUUUAGGCUCUGUUUACAUCAUUUUAAUAUGCGCCUGUCUCUAUAACUUGGAUUUUAUUGUAUAUUAUUUAAGUUUCUUGUUAAUAUUUCUGUCACUAAUGUUUAAAAAUAAAGGCAAAUUUAACGAUUUUUAAUGUAUCUGCUUUGUUAACUUGACAAGUUUAAAAAUCAGCAAUCUUAUAUAAAAUCAAAUUACCUUUUGUUUAAUAAAAUUGAGUUACACCUAGACAUAAAAAAAAGUAAUAAAUAAAUAAACGUUAUUGAAAAGUUUCAAAUGAAACUUUAACGUUAAGUUUUUAAUUUAUCAAUGAUGGUGAUAGAUAUUCAUCUGUUAGUGAGGCCCUUCUGGAUUAUUUUCAUUCCAUAUUUUUGUUUCAACGUGCAAAGGACGGAAACACAGAAUGGAAGAUUUUGGAAAAAUUACUACAUGGACGCGAGCGAGGGUGAGCACAGUUGCGAGAAGAUCCGACCGAUACGAAACGAUGACAUGUCUGAAGGCGACUUCUACAUCGUCAAGUCCGAUAGAUACGAAGGAAAGUCAAACCAAACGAAACAACCUUCAGAAUGCACCUUGGCCUUCAACCUUGGAGACAGAAUGAUGUCACUCAAGGUCAACGUCUGGUGGUGUGAGAAACCAUUUGAAGAACCAUUUCUAGCUAUUUAUAGCGAUUGCGAAGGUCGCAGAAAGGGUCUUCUGACAUCGUUCAAUUGCUCGAGCAAGUUUCCAACAGCUCUAGUCAACAGUCCGACAUACUGUCUGACACUUUAUCACUACAGAGGUCACAUCGCGUCCGACUACUACUUCUCACUCUCUGUACUAGCCAUGCAAGAAUUGUUCGCAUUUCCCGUCGGAACAAUUGCCGCGCUGAUAAUAAGCGGCAUGGUCCUAACGAUGAUUAUCGCAAAAAUCGUCUGCGUGCUAACUGGCCAGGACAAGAGACUUCCGGAUCGGUGCUACCUUGGAGAGGAUCAGAAAAAGAUCCUGAGCAACAUCGAUCCAGAGACCAGCUACGAUAUAACAUCUCAAAGUCAAACUUUCCUCCAGUCUAACCAACGUGCAAGCUCUUUGAAAUCCAACCCGAUGAGAAAAUCGACAACAAUCCUCUACUCGCCAACGCAAACGACAUCACCACAACACUCGGUCCAUUCCUUGCGACCACUACAGCAGAUUCAAGUAGCAGCUACACCGUCCACACCACCAUCAUCCAUCCUAAGAUACAAUCGCUCGCCCAGGUCUUCGUACGGCAACAACUACUUCCCGAGAACAUCUAAUGACCUCUACUUGGACAACGGUCAGCACCUACACACGGACACUGACUAUGAUUUCUUGGACGCUUCCGUCACAGGAUCGCCAACCUGAUGCAAUAAACAUAUAUGUUUGCUUUACAUGUGGUGAUGUGGAAAGUUUAAAAGUAGGUUGAAGCAAUUGUCUCCACUUUUAGCUGAGGUGGUCUGUUAUAAAAAAAAAGCUGGUUGAAACUAUAUUAAUUCUCUGUGGCUAUCAAUAAAAAACAAUUUGUUACCAAAAACGUUAAGGGGUAUACCCUUUUGAUUAUAUAUAGUAAAUUCGAAAUCAACCGAAAAUUUGAUGCGGGCGAAUGUAGAUGUGGACGGUUGCAGAAGCGGGCGGUUGAAGUUUGGAAAAAAAUUUUCCGCAAAGGACUCCACAAACCAGAUUGAUGAUUUAGACGUCUAUGUAUGUCUAUGAUGAUUUAGCAUUUAUUAAAUUUAUCUUAAUCAACAACAAAAUUUAAUUUGGAAAAACAAAAAAUUGAAACAGAAACAACUGAAACAAAGCACAAAAGGAAGAAAAUAAUUAUUCGGCAGUUUAUGGUCCUCUGUGUUAUCGUUAUUUUGAUAAGUACCACACAGUGAUAUAACGAAAAACCAAUAUGAAACUCUGAACACAAGUGCGUGCGUGUAUGAAAAUAUGCAUGCCUAAAUUGAUACAUUUUUUAAAUGUGAAAACGUUAAAAUAACUACCUAUAGGGUUGUGUGUUUUUGCGUAUGUAUGUGUUGUGUGCAUGUGUGAAUAAAAUAAACGAUUAUAACGUGUUUCUAAUUAAAAAAAAUGUUCUUAAUGUUAA
This is a messenger RNA of Helobdella robusta, 2111 nucleotides long. RefSeq lists its product as hypothetical. Lineage: Eukaryota; Metazoa; Annelida; Clitellata; Rhynchobdellida; Glossiphoniidae. The coding region runs from base 332 to 1384 and encodes 350 amino acids. The transcript has 6 exons. The record is from RefSeq and is a predicted model, not a curated record.